AUGUCCCCAGUCGCCUGUACUUCAGCAAGAAUUCCAACACCAAUCUCCUCCGAGACAAAUUUGAAAAAAAUGAAAACUGACUCCAAAUGCAUCACCGAUUACCCAUUGACAACUUACCCAGAAGACUCUUCUCCAAUUGCUUUAAAAUGGGGUGCUUCUACAUCUGAAGAAAGAGGACCUGUCGCUUGUUCCUGGAAUGCCGGUGGCUUGCAAAAACACAAUGCUAUUGGCGCACACGCAGGUGGUUAUUGUAUUUAUCACGCUUUGGCCGUUGGAUCGAAUCAAUUGGAUAAAGAUCACAAGGCUGAUUACACCAAUGCUCAACCUGCUUUCAACAUUAAGCAAAACGAGUCAUGGUUUAACGAUAAGGAUGUUGUCUCUAUGGAUCCUUUAGGCCACUUAACUCCAACCUUAUUUAAUGAAGUUUCUGAAAAGGAAGAUAUAGAAAUUAGACCCAGCAUUGCUGUUACUAAGGCCACCUUAAAAUUAGCCGAAUUAAAAGAAGCUGUUGCUGCUGGUAGAUUGGAAGUCGAUGGUAAUAUUGUUACUAACAAAGAUGGUGAUGCCGCUGUUUCUAAAGUUGCUGUCGAACCUGUUUGGUAUUUGCCAGGUGUUGCUGAAAGAUUUGGUAUUACUGAAGAUCAAUUGAGAAAGGCCUUAUUUGAAGAUACCAAUGGUAUGUACCCAGAAUUGGUGACUAGACCUGAUAUUAAAGUUUUUUUACCACCCAUUGGCGGUGCCACUGUUUACAUUUUUGGUGAUACUUCCAAAAUUGGUGACGGUGUUACUCCAUUAGCAUUAAGAGUUCAUGAUGAAUGUAAUGGUUCUGAUGUUUUUGGAUCCGAUAUUUGUACAUGUAGACCAUAUUUAAUCUUUGGUAUUGAGGAAGCAGUUAAAGAAGCCCAAAACGGAGGUGUUGGUAUGGUUGUUUACUUCAGAAAGGAAGGUCGUUCUUUGGGAGAAGUUACCAAAUAUUUGGUCUACAACGCUAGAAAGAGAGGCGGUGAUACAGCAGAUGAAUAUUUCCACAGAACUGAGUGUAUUGCUGGUGUUCGUGAUAUGAGAUUUCAACAGUUGAUGCCUGAUGUUUUAAAAUGGUUAGGUAUUAAGAAAAUUGACAGAAUGUUAUCCAUGUCCAACAUGAAAUAUGAUGCUAUUGUCGAACAAGGUAUUGACAUUAUUGAAAGAGUUCCAAUUCCUGAUGAAAUGAUCCCUGAAGAUUCAAGAGUCGAAAUUGAUGCAAAGAUUAAUUCCGGUUAUUUCACUACCGGUACUGUUAAAGAUGCUGGAGAAUUGAAGACUGUUCACGGUAGAACAUGGAAGGGUUUUGAAUAA
This is a messenger RNA of Saccharomycodes ludwigii, 1335 nucleotides long. RefSeq lists its product as uncharacterized. The record is from RefSeq and is a predicted model, not a curated record. Gene Ontology annotation, molecular function: GTP cyclohydrolase II activity. Gene Ontology annotation, biological process: riboflavin biosynthetic process. The coding region runs from base 1 to 1335 and encodes 444 amino acids. Lineage: Eukaryota; Fungi; Ascomycota; Saccharomycetes; Saccharomycodales; Saccharomycodaceae. The transcript has a single exon.